UGGGACGAGUAAACGCACCCCCUUCGUUUCCAGAGACCGGUUCUGAACUACGCCGAAAGCCAUGUCCUCCCCUUCCCCAAGAUGGAAGCUCCUCUGCCCUUUGUCUUUCUCUCCACCUCCCCACCACCGCCUUCAUUCAUCCCUGCUCUCUUCUCCUUCUGGUGCUCCUGGGAGCGAGAAAAGCGGCGUCGAGGGGAAAAGAAGAAGGGGAAGAGAAGGAGAUGGGGCGAGGGAAGAUUGAGAUCAAGCGGAUCGAGAACUCCACCAACCGGCAGGUAACCUUCUCCAAGCGGCGGAAUGGGAUCAUCAAGAAGGCCCGGGAGAUAAGCGUGCUCUGCGAUGCCCAGGUCUCCCUCGUCAUCUUCUCCAGCUCCGGGAAGAUGUCCGAGUACUGCAGCCCCUCCACCACGUUGUCGAGGUUGCUGGAGAAGUACCAGGUGAACUCUGGCAAGAAGCUCUGGGAUGUCAAGCACGAGAUGAAAACAGGUGUUAAAGAAGAGAAGUUCGGCUAUUUUUGGUUAAUUUCUGUUGGCCUGUUUCAGAAUCUGAGUGUUGAGAUUGACCGAAUCAAGAAGGAGAAUGACAACAUGCAGAUUGAGCUGAGGCAUUUGAAGGGUGGCGAUCUGAACUCGCUGAACCCAAAGGAACUCAUUCUAAUUGAGGAUGUCCUCCAGAAUGGUCUCACCAGUGUUAGGGGCAAGCAGAUGGAUUUCUUGAAGAAGCUCAAGAAGAAUGAGAGAUUGCUGGAAGAGGAGAACAAGCAUCUGACUUUUCUAUUGCAUCACCAGGAAUUGGCAAUGAAUGGAAAUGUAAGGGAAUUGGAGCUUGGGGAUCCUCUGAAAGCUAGGGAUUUUGCAUGCCAGAUUCCAAUAGCCUUCCGUGUGCAACCAAUCCAGCCUAAUUUGCAAGAGAACAAAUAAUAUAAAAGUCUCCUCAUGUUUACUUGGCAUUCUGUUUGGUGCAAAAUUGUCUGUGGACAUGUAAUAUGUUCUUUUCUGUACUCUCCCUAUUUUCCUUCUGCUUGAAUUAGCAAAAGUACUCAUUAUGAUGGGCUAAUAGAUGGCUGGUUUAAGUUAA
Molecule: messenger RNA, 1077 nt
Organism: Elaeis guineensis (African oil palm)
Lineage: Eukaryota; Viridiplantae; Streptophyta; Magnoliopsida; Arecales; Arecaceae
Gene: GLO2
Product: MADS-box transcription factor 2
Biological process (GO): positive regulation of transcription by RNA polymerase II
Cellular component (GO): nucleus
Molecular function (GO): protein dimerization activity; DNA-binding transcription factor activity; RNA polymerase II transcription regulatory region sequence-specific DNA binding
Source: RefSeq, a predicted model, not a curated record